UGUGUCAAAACUUUAAAAACUGUUUAUAAUUUUUAAACAAUGCUGCAGCUAUUAAAUGAGGAUCUGUGUWUAUUUGACAGGAUGUAUUCACCCUUAUGUUGUCUCAUCAAUGAAUGUCUUGUAUACCAUUCUAGGUCUUUACUAUGUAUGGAAACCUCCAUCGGACAUAUCCCAGAGGACAUCCCUGAUGAUUUCAUAAAAAUCCGAAUUGAAAACUGCCCUCUGACUGAGUUACCCCGWGGUUCUUUCUCUCGAGUUAGUGCCUUGGAGUUCCUGUGGCUGAAUUUCAACCAGAUCACACUGAUGAACAUUAAAAGUCUSGAGGGGCUUUCCAAUCUUACUGAGCUGAGGCUACAAGGGAACAAGUUGACCUCUGUACCAUGGAUGGCAUUUCAAGACACCCCCAAACUCAAAGUUUUGGACCUGAAGCACAACCGGUUGGAUGUGUUACCUGAACGUGCUCUGAGACRGUUACAGUCCCUGACCUACUUAGAUUUAUCCUUCAAUCACCUUACCAUCAUAUCAAGAGAAGUCUUUAUUCACUGGCCUCUUUACAGAAAUGCAGCGAAAUCUUGGGAAAAAGAAGGACUGGUGUCCAAUUUGGUUUUGGGGCUGCAUGACAACCCCUGGUUGUGUGAUUGYCGCCUCAAAGGUUUUGUUGAAUUCAUCAGGGACGUCAGCCCUCCCAUCAUUCUGAUGAACUCUUACCUGAUGUGCUCAGGCCCAGCCUCCCGAGCCAACAAGUUUUUCCAUGAGAUCCAGAUGAAAACGUGCAUGAAGCCAGUGGCCUCUGCCCCAGAGAGCAACAUCAGUUUAUCUCUUGGAGCGAAUGCAACUCUGACAUGUGUGGUCAAAGCCAGGCCGGUUCCAACCAUUCAGUGGAUGUACAUUCUGAAGAGUAUCAGAGGAUUUUCUUCUUCCCAGACUCAGGUAAAUAAGGAGAUUGCCACCUCCCAGUUGGUGAUCCCCUCUGUACACUUAGCAGAUCAAGGCGUCUACACCUGCAUGGCCAACAACUUUAUUGGCAACACAUCUGUCAGCAUCUCCCUCAACAUCGACUCCCACAACUCCUCUGCUCCUCCUCCUCCACCUGUCUUCAUGCCGUCACCAGAAGACAACAGCAACAUUGAGGUCCGUAUUGCCAAGCAGACAGUAAAUGGCAUCACCCUCGAGUGGCAUGCUAUGACAGCUGACCCUGCAGAAACAUGGUUCACCAUCCAUUUUGGCAGAUACGGUCCCCAUAAGAAAGAAAUGAUCUACAUCGGUCCUGGAAUUAACAGCUACUCAGUCAGCAACCUGCUCCCUGUCACCAAAUACGAGGUGUGCGUCUCCCUAAAGAACCACCCACCCAGGGAGGGCCAAUGUAUCGUCUUUGUAACAGGAAGUGACAUCAGCGAGUUGGAGCAGAGGCAGAGACUCAUCCACAUCAUAGUGAUCGUGUGCGCCAUGUUGCUAGCCGUCCCGGCCGGGAUGUACGCGUGCACCACAGAGGCCAGAUUCAGCUGUGUGGAUCGCUGUAUGGAUCUGUGGAAGAAGCACAGGAUGCACGAGGAGAAUGUUGAAGGAAACGAGAGGCAGAACACUUUCGACAGCCUGCAGGCAGCCAGUGACGAGGCCCUGUGCAAGGGCUCCACGGACAAACACACAAAGAGACAGAAGCCUGAGGACAGAUACAAAGGUGGAAGUGCUGCUUACCUCUACUAGAAUCAAAGUUAAAACUGUGAAUGUGUGUGUGAUUCUUUAAAAAAUGUCAGUCUUACUGUAGCUCCAGUUUGUGCCUUAUUUGUCUUUGUUUGUGAUGAGCCCAAACAUUUUCAUCAGUAGAGCAAAUAAUAUUUAAUAAUCACCUUCCAAAAUGUAAUAAAAAAUAAAUUUUCCACGACAGGCAGCACAAGUUGGAAUUUUUUUAUAGCAAUUACAAACAGACCUUUAUACACUCA
This is a messenger RNA of Austrofundulus limnaeus, 1940 nucleotides long. RefSeq names its product leucine-rich repeat, immunoglobulin-like domain and transmembrane domain-containing protein 2. NCBI's taxonomy places the organism in Eukaryota, Metazoa, Chordata, Actinopteri, Cyprinodontiformes, Rivulidae. The record is from RefSeq and is a predicted model, not a curated record. The transcript is spliced from 2 exons. Bases 40 to 1704 code for a protein of 554 amino acids. Gene Ontology annotation, molecular function: protein binding.